Messenger RNA from Leishmania braziliensis MHOM/BR/75/M2904, 1080 nucleotides. RefSeq lists its product as hypothetical. The transcript has a single exon. The record is from RefSeq and is a predicted model, not a curated record. Bases 1 to 1080 code for a protein of 359 amino acids. NCBI's taxonomy places the organism in Eukaryota, Euglenozoa, Kinetoplastea, Trypanosomatida, Trypanosomatidae.
AUGCUUCCGGCUAUUGCCCCUCUCUCUGUGUGUGUGUGUCUCACUCUAUGCGUGCACCUCUCCUCGCCCUCUACCUCUCUCUUAUUUCGGUUCCCAUGGCGCUACCGCGUUGGGGCAUUCACCGCCGCCACGGCUGCCGCGCCUUUGCCCAUUUUGAUGCACGGGCGCGCUACACGGGUAUACCUGCACACCAGCGCCUCGCUGCUCUCUGCCUCCGCCUACAUGACUUUCACACCGAACCAACGCACCCGCAGACACUCCUCACUCACUCAGACAGACAUCCCCACAGACUCCACAGAGACAUCUCCCAUUGCAUUCAUGCGCACAGUCAUGCUUCAGAGAACACCGGUGCGGCGCUCCGCAAUCGGCGUUGCGGUGGCGUCCGCUAUGCACAAGGGAUGCACCUCCACAAUGCCGCACACCAACAGCGGCGUCUACUACACGGCGCGUCCUCACACAAAACUCGCGCCGCUUCCGGCGCCGACUCACCCUGUCUCCAUACCCGGCGAGGCACAGCUGAGAGAGUUCAAGCGUUUCUACGAGGUGGUCACGGGCUCUAGGGCGGCGACAAGUCUGCCGCCUACGCCGCUGGGUCGCGGCGGCAGCGAGCGCAUCUUCAACAACGAGUUCUUGCACCGAUGCCCGUGGCAGGCGAGCUGCAUGGAGCUUCGGGAGCGCACAGCGGAGCCGGAAAAGAGGGUUCUGAGCUACGGCAACAUUGACUUUGCGAGCCUGCGCAAGCGGUCGCACCGCAACGCUGCAGCGGCCGGUGGCCCAAGCCCGACUACGAGCUCAUCGCCGUAUGGCUCCUACUCAAACGUGGAGGACAUACUCGACAAGUCCAAUGGAGAGUCAGAGCAGCAGCAGCAGCAAGGUCCUGGGCUCGACGUUGUGCACUACUACGAGACCUCCACUCCAGAGGGCUUGGCUGGGUAUCAGCAGAUUGCGAUGCAGGUGUGCAUGGAACAGCUGCCCGGGUCCUGCACCAACUUUUCGGCUGAGGGAGGGUUUGCCGUGUGGGUCGUGCCACACGACGAGUACAUCGAGACCCUGACCACGAUGGGCUACCUGCCCGAGUAG